AUGCAGAUCCUCAGCCAGGCAGUCCUGUUGUUCUGCUGUGUUUGGGCAGCUCAUGGAGAAGAUGCUGCUGAAGCUGCAAGGAGUAAAACCGCCUGGGAUGGAACUAUCCAGUUUGUUACAAAAGGCAAGGACCAGUGCAACUUGAAAGUGACGGAACACGUGGAGGUCACCAGGCUACGUGUUGAGUGCCAGGGCCCGAAAGCGUCUUACUGGUGCGAGUCUGAAGGCAAGCCAAAGGUUUGCCGCAACUACAUCGCUAACCCUCGACACUUUUUCACACAGAUCAUGUGGGAACUGCGUAAGCUGCAGAAUGCCUGUAAUGGCCAGCGUAUCAUUAAGCCACCCAUGUGUAAAAAAGCAUCAGACGAGGCCCAGAUGGUCAUGACUCGUGGUGCCUCAUCAGUACAAGCAACUGCUGUAUCAAACUUAGCCACUACACAACCUCCAUCUGCCAAAGAAGAGCAAGUCAAACCUGAGCAGACUAAACAAGAGCCACCUUCACCUGCAGAACAAGCCAAGCCAGAACAAGCUAAAACAAAUGGAGCAAAACAAAAGCCAGUAAGACAAAAGCCAGUAAAACCACAACCCACCAGAUCUCAGCCUGCCAGACCAGCCAAGUGGUUACAAUAA
Trichomycterus rosablanca is the source of this 630-nucleotide messenger RNA. RefSeq names its product fibroblast growth factor binding protein 2a (gene fgfbp2a). Bases 1 to 630 code for a protein of 209 amino acids. NCBI's taxonomy places the organism in Eukaryota, Metazoa, Chordata, Actinopteri, Siluriformes, Trichomycteridae. Gene Ontology annotation, molecular function: growth factor binding. Gene Ontology annotation, biological process: cell-cell signaling. The record is from RefSeq and is a predicted model, not a curated record. The transcript is spliced from 2 exons.